CGUCUCUGACGUCAUCUCUCCGCGCCGGAGCCCGCCGUGCAAUGGCGGAGGUGAAGGUGAAGCCGGAGGUGCCCGAUCCCAUGGACAUCGAGAGCAGGAUCCUUGAGCUGUGCCACCAGUUCCCCCAUGGCAUCACGGACCAGGUGAUCCAGAAUGACAUGCCUCACAUGGAAGCCCAGCAGAGAGCUGUGGCCAUCAACAGGCUGCUCUCCAUGGGGCAGCUGGACCUUCUGAGGAGCAGUGCAGGUCUCCUGUACAGGAUCAAAGAUUCCCAAAAUGCAAGUAAAAUGAAAGGUUCUGACAAUCAAGAGAAGCUGGUUUACCAAAUCAUAGAGGACGCAGGCAAUAAAGGUAUUUGGAGCAGGGACAUUAGGUACAAAAGUAAUCUGCCUUUAACAGAGAUCAACAAGAUACUGAAAAACUUGGAAAGCAAGAAAUUAAUUAAAGCAGUUAAAUCUGUGGCAGCAUCCAAGAAGAAGGUCUACAUGCUGUACAACCUGCAGCCCGACCGCUCCGUCACUGGAGGGGCCUGGUACAGUGACCAGGACUUCGAGUCUGAGUUUGUGGAGGUGUUAAAUCAACAGUGUUUUAAGUUUCUGCAGAGCAAGGCAGAGGCAGCUCGAGACAGCAAACAGAACCCCAUGAUCCAGAGGAACAGCUCGUUUGCCUCAUCCCACGAGGUGUGGAAAUACAUCUGUGAACUGGGCAUCAGUAAGGUGGAGCUGUCAAUGGAAGAUAUUGAGACCAUUUUGAACACUCUGAUCUAUGAUGGCAAAGUGGAGAUGACCAUUAUUGCUGCCAAGGAGGGGACAGUGGGCAGUGUGGAUGGGCAGAUGAGGCUGUACAGAGCUGUCAGUCCUCUCAUCCAGCCCACUGGAUUGGUCAGGACACCCUGUGGACUCUGCCCUGUUUUUGAUGAUUGUCAUGAAGGUGGUGAGAUUUCUCCAUCAAACUGUAUUUAUAUGACAGAAUGGUUGGAGUUUUAAAGUGAAUGGAAACUGUUAAGUGGAUUCAUCCUUCACAGCCAAAGUGACAAAGCAGCUUGCUUUUUUUAAAAGCGGACUUCUAAAUUUGUGAGCAACUUCAGGACGUGGAGUUACAAUCCAGCCAUGUCAGUUGUGUGAACUAUCCUGGGAGUGGACUAGAAGUGGAGUCAGAGCUGAAGAUCAAGGCUGAAGUGGAAAUGUAGAUCCAUUCUUCAAUCAAAACUGGAGAUGGCAACUAAGGUGGUUAAUAAAACAGAUUUCUAAGCAACAGUUCAAAAUAAAGUUCAAACAAGGUUGAGACA
Serinus canaria (Common canary) is the source of this 1288-nucleotide messenger RNA. RefSeq names its product RNA polymerase III subunit F (gene POLR3F). Bases 42 to 986 code for a protein of 314 amino acids. NCBI's taxonomy places the organism in Eukaryota, Metazoa, Chordata, Aves, Passeriformes, Fringillidae. Gene Ontology annotation, cellular component: RNA polymerase III complex. Gene Ontology annotation, biological process: transcription by RNA polymerase III. The transcript has 9 exons. The record is from RefSeq and is a predicted model, not a curated record.